AUGCAAAAAUCCAGCUCAUCCCGAUCCUCCAAGGCAAAGGUCAGCUUCAAAGAAACCACUGAUACCAUCCCAGCAGCAAAGAAACACGCGGAUCCAUUUAAGGAUGAGCGAGUUAGGGAGGAUGGAAAGAAGCGGAGUGCUAGUAGUCCGGAGCGAAGUGGGAGUGCGGAGAAGAGGAGUAAUACGAGUGGUUCGAGUGGGACGAGGAAGGUUUUACCUGCUAAGGGGGUUAAGAAGUGA
Messenger RNA from Sclerotinia sclerotiorum 1980 UF-70, 240 nucleotides. RefSeq lists its product with no specific name. NCBI's taxonomy places the organism in Eukaryota, Fungi, Ascomycota, Leotiomycetes, Helotiales, Sclerotiniaceae. The record is from RefSeq and is a predicted model, not a curated record. The transcript has a single exon. The coding region runs from base 1 to 240 and encodes 79 amino acids.